Molecule: messenger RNA, 584 nt
Organism: Callorhinchus milii (elephant shark)
Lineage: Eukaryota; Metazoa; Chordata; Chondrichthyes; Chimaeriformes; Callorhinchidae
Gene: vamp8
Product: vesicle-associated membrane protein 8 (endobrevin)
Exons: 3
Coding region: 254-571 (105 amino acids)
Biological process (GO): vesicle fusion; SNARE complex assembly; vesicle-mediated transport
Cellular component (GO): plasma membrane; SNARE complex
Molecular function (GO): SNAP receptor activity; syntaxin binding
Source: RefSeq, a predicted model, not a curated record
GUGAGAGAGAGGGAGGGAGAGAGAGAGAGAGAGCGGGGCAGAGAGAGGGUUAACAGCAGUUACAGGACUGUGAUAACCUUCAGCUCUGGACAAAACCAGGAAGUGCCGUGAAAAGAGUGAGGAUAGCAAAGUUUUAGCAGGAAGUUUGUGUGCGAGUGACUGAGAGACGAGACGAGAGGAGAAGGCAGAGCGGAGCGGAGCGGAGGCUGAUCAUUGGGACCUCGAGACAAACUGAGCAUCAACACCGAGAUUGAUGGCAGCCACGGGCACAGGAGAGGCAGAACAGGCCAAGGUGGACCGAGUGCAAAAGUUACAGAGCGAUGUGGAAGGUGUGAAGAACAUCAUGACGGAGAAUGUCGACCGUAUCCUGGCUCGCGGGGAGAAGCUGGACGAUUUGAUGAACAAAACAGAGGAUCUUCAAGCCAGUUCAGAACACUUCAAAACCACCUCACAGAAGGUGGCAAGGAAAUACUGGUGGAAAAAUACGAAGAUGAUUAUCCUGAUUGUGGUGAUCGUGUCUGUCAUCCUCAUCCUCAUCAUCCUCUUCGCCACCAACGUCAUCAAAACCUGAGGAGGGGGCGGGU